AUGAUAUGUAACGUCAAGCUAGUGCGUUCACAAGCCAGAUUAGCCGCGAGACAAACCAACGUGACGCCCGCUGAGAACAGCAAGUUAGAGGAGGACAUCCAAAAGGUUAUUAAAGAAAUCCACUCCCUCUCUGCUGGAAACACACGCAACUUUGCCAUCCCUUUGUCAGAGGAGCCCCUCAACCUCAAUAUGUAUUAUAGCAUCCUGAGUAACCUCAACAGCCUUUUCCAACCACUGAUGAACGAGGGAUUCUUUGAUGACCUGCCCAAAAUCCUGGUUUGCCUUCUCUCAGAGAGGCAGGACUGUGGGCUAAUGGCAGAGCUAACAAAGGCGGUGUCUCUGGAGAUGGCCCAGCCGCUGCUGAUGUUUUUCUCCUCGCUCAAAUCUCAGACAUGUACUCCACUGACCACCGAAGGAGAGACGAGGAGCUUCUUUGGGACCUACCUGAACAUUGGGGACACAGUCACGGCAGCAUUCAGUGGCUUCCAGCAGAUGUUCAUCAAUAUGCUGUCGAACCUUACGCUGUCUGAGAACCUGACGAAAAUUCUGAGCAGCCUUCUCGAUUCUCUUGCGACAAAUGUGUUGCAUUUCACAGCACUGUUUCUUGAAACACCACUGGACUAUGUCAGAAUAGCUUUAGAGUUUGGAAUCGAGGUCCCAUCUCCGGACGAACAAGAUACCUGCAAGCAAGGAGAUCUGAAGCAGCUAAUUAUGUGGGGACUAAAGCACAAUGUGAGUUGGUCUUUUGGCAUGCCACUUGUUGACAUCCUCCUGGAAACCUUCUUGCCUUCAGAGUGCCUGAUUCCUUCCAGCCUCCUGUUCCAGCGCAGCGCACCACAGCUAAACAAUCACACCUAUGUCAACUACGAGAUCACGUGUGAUCAUCACAACCUGGCUGCUCUCAAUGACACUCUGUGUGCUGAUGUCCUCAUGGGUUUAGGAAAUGGAUCGUCUCUGAUAACAUUUUGCCAGGCCCUGAGCUCCCUGAGCAGCAGCCAGCUGGCGCUUGUGUGGAGCAACAUGUGUUAUAUUUUUCAGGCGCUGUUUUCUCCACUCGUCAGCAAGUCGUCUGACUGUGUGGUUGGGGACGCGCAGCCUUCGGCUGUCUCCAGCCCUCUGAAUGAGUCUCAGUUGGUCUCUCCAUCUGCUCUCCGUCGAGUCGCCAGGGAGGUCUCAAGCCUCCGACAGCUCGCCUGUGACUACAGCAGCUGGGUGAACAACACUGUAGAUGCUGUUCUUGUGACUUUCUGCAGUGAAAAUGACCAGAUGCAGUUUGUGGGGCAGGUCUGUAACAAUGCUUCACUGAUGAAGAAAUUGCUGUCAGACCAGAAGAACCGUUGGCUGUAUGCAUUUUGUUCCAACUUCUCUGCCGGCGCCGCAUACCUGGUGAAUCAGUUCUGCAUGUACGAGCAGUGGCUCAACCAGCCUGCUCAGGUAGUGGACUCCGCCCUGUUGCAGUUCUGCUUCAGCUUUGAUGCUCCAAGACUGACCAGUCUCAUCUGUGAGCACACUGGAUUCUUGAUGCUUCUCAUCUCCAAUCCUGACAACUGGCCGCUGAUGCCCAACUGUUCAGGCUCAUCUCCACCACUGUUCACCUACCCUGAGUUAGAGCCGGAUUACUGCCAGUACUCAGAGUGGCAUGACGUGAUGCAGAUUACCACAGACAUUUUGUCAAAGUGCAUCCGCGUUGAUCAGAGCGGAUUCGCGAGAGAGGUCUGUCAGAACAAAACGUUUCUGAACAGCCUUCUGCAAAAUAAAGAGAUUGCAUGGCUCGAGUCCCACUGCAGCACCUCUAUGGUUUCUCCUCCCCCUGGGCCAACACCAUCCUUUAACCUGGCAGCAUGGUGCGACUACCACAACUGGGCUGAGAAGUGGGUAGAUGAUUCAGUCGUCGGCCUCUGCUGGCAGAACGAUCAGGUCUCCUUUCAGGAGAACGUGUGCUGCAAGACAGCUGUGUUUGAAAAGCUUCUGGAAAACCCUCUGAACAAAUGGCUCACAUCUGUCUGCACCGACCUGGAAGAAAUAACCAUGACACCAGAGGUGUGCACGUACUCUGACUGGACCCGUCCCAUCAUCGUGGACAUGACUGAUCUUGCUUUGUGUGCUGAGAUUGACCAACAGAACUUCACCUCCAAAGUCUGUACUAAUAGCACAGUCCUUCAGAACCUGCUGGCCAAUCAGGACAACGCCUGGCUGAUACGGUACUGCGGCAAUUAUUCAGUGAUUCCUACUCCAGGAGGACAGACCAUCCAACCUGGAAUCAAUGCCACUGAGCAGUGUCUGUACUCCAACUGGAUCACUUCUCUUCCAAAUGCAAAGCUCCUGGUUCACUGCUGGGAGAAAGACCAGGCCAAUUUCAUCUCAUCUAUUUGCCCCAACGUUGGCGUCCUCUUGUUUCUGUCCCGGGAACCUUCCACAGCCUGGGUGAGCAACAUCUGUACGGCCUACACCAACUACACCACCACCAACAACAGCACCACUACAAAACCCAAUGAUUGUGCAUCACAAACUCUGAUCAAGCAGUUCAGCUUCAUGUGCCCACAGUACUUCAUCCCAGACUGUAAGCCUUGUCCCAGUCAGAACACGGUUUUGCAGAUGAUCGUGCGCUGCUGGGUGGAGAGACUGAACUCCAGGAUGGAGGAUCUGCUGACUACACCUGUGACUGAAGUGUUGAAUCGGGCAGUUGCUGCAACUGUGGUGAUCCUGCUGGCUGUGGAGGACUCUAUGGGUCCCAUUUGGCAAGUCAACAACGCCAUAGAACAAAGUACUCUGACAUCUGUUGUUGACUACUUACAGAGAGAAAUCAACCAGGACAGGAAGAAGGUCUUGCUACAGUGUUUCGGGACAGUUCUCAGCAGACUGCUGGAGACAUCAAGAGACAAGAUCGGCAUUGCACUCCUUUUAAUCAAGGAGUACCUCAGCUUGCCUUUGAGAAGCGUGCAGCCGGUGCUGGCUGCAGCACAUAUCAACACCAUCAGAGUAAUCCUCCAGUAUUACAACAGUUUCAAGGGCACCAUACAGUUAUCUAAAGAGUACCAGUCGACCAUGGUGUCAGUGAUACUUAAGACCCACCUAGCAGCAGAUAACGAUCUUCUUCUUGACCUGGGUUCUCUGCUGGUCGCAGUCAGUCCAGAUGAUAUCAAGACAUUUCCCUCCUUACAGAACAAUGUCAAUUUGUGGGAGACCAUUAACGCGAACUUGGACAGAAUGAGCCUGGCUCAGCAGGAGGCCUUUGGCUUGUGGUACAGCAAAAUUUUAUCUCCCUCCAACAUCACUAGAGGUCAACAGUCACUCAUCGGGGACACAGGAAACCUGAUCGCCUACUUGCCUUUCCACCUCUUCCAACACCUCUCAGCUGCUCAGCUGUUGGAUGGACUGGAUGUGCUGCAGAGAAACACCCUCUCGCCGCUAAAGCAGGAUUUCAUCGCCAACAAACUUAUUAGGACCUACAGGAACAUGACAGCUCAGGAUCUAAUGAGAUUGGGAGAUCUCUUAUGCCUCGCAGAGGCUCAGGAUCUCCUUGUUUACAAAAACACUGAGGUCUUCCAGGUCAUCCAAGAGAAUAUUAUGAACUGCACACUCAGUGGACUCAGUGUGCCCAGCCAGCUGGUUUCUGAUCUCUUACUGAGCAACCCAGAGUUUAAGAUCCCAUCCUCACUCAGUCCUGACCGACUGAAAGAGAUCGCUCCACUCCUGCCCCUGCUGAGCGUAACUUUCCUGAAUGGUCUGACGACGUCCCAGUUGCUCUCCGCUCUUCCUGCCCUCAGCACCGUACCGUUUACUCCAACACAGGCCUCCAUAAUAAUGGACAAACUUCUAACUAACGCACGGAUCCCAGUCCAGCUGGAGGAGCUCGGUUCCCUCAUUGUUGGUGUAAAGACAGAGACCCUCCUGUCUCUCACCUCUGACAAACUGCUCUCCGCCUUGAAGGUCUUCGCUCAACACACUCCCGCUCGCUGCCGGCCAUACAUGUCUGUCUUCUGUGCGCCGGAAGCAAACGCCAUUGCCACGAAACUAUGGGGCUUCCCUGAAGUUGUCAGCUGGUUGGACGACGUGGAGCCUCUGCUCAGAUGGACGCCUCUGAUAUGUAUCCUUCCAAGAACUCCGCUUCUUGUGAAAAAUCUCUCCAAUACCGCCACGAAACCCUGGAAAACACAGCAGGCUCAAGCAAUUGUCAAGGCGGUUAAUACUUACACAAAUCAAAUCAAGCAAAAUUUUCUGAGCCUGGGAACACUGAGUCAGGGUGUGAGCUGCCAGGACCUACACCAGCUUUUACAGGCUGAUCGGUCACCUUCUUUUGUAAGGAAGAUCUUGGCCCUCCUCAGGCAACAGCCCGGUCUUCUUCACACUGCACUGAAAAGGUGUGUGAUUGAGGAGCUGUACCCACUUCAGUUCUUCGCUGACCUGCUUCAAGAUCUUGGAGCUGAAAUUGCGUUGUGCAUACCGAUGGACAUCAUUAGGUUGUUUCCUGCAGAAAUGAUGGGCAUUCUGAAGAAGAUGAUUGUUGCCUCCCCUCAGUACUUUCUCAUGUUAACUAGAAUACAGCAGGAGAUUCUUGUGGACAAAAUCAUUCAGAGGAUGAACAUGUACACCGGGCCAUUCACUGAAGAGGAGUUUCGUUCACUAGACAUUCUGGCCCCAUUUGUGGCGGAUGAAGUUUUCGUUCAGGUGGAUCGAAGCUUCUUCGCUAAAAACCUGGAUUACCUCCAAAGGCUUUGCUACAGCAGCAGCAAGAUGGAAAUCGUGGCCCGUAUUCUGCAAGAACCGGCUGUUUUUGGGCCAGUGACGAACUGGACCCAGGACACGCUAAGUGUAGUGGGACGGUUUCUCUUCUUCCUGCCUUCUAACGUUUUGCAGGACCUGCCAUUGUCGCUGAUGACAGUGGGGCGCGUAGAGAAGCUGUUCAUGAGCCAGCGUCAGUGGGAAGAUGGCGACGUGGGGAUCCUCUGCUCCGACACGAAUGAAAGAAAGGAUGUCUUUAGCAAACAGCAGUUUGUUCUGCAGUUUUUCCUGGGCUUCCUUAAAAUGAAUUCUUUGUCAUUGUCUCCAAUUGUUCCUACCUGUGAGAUCUUGCGCACCACGGCCCCCUCUGCUUGGACCUCCAGCAGCUUCAGCAGCAUGUCUUCAUCGGCCUUCUCCAACUGUCUGGAGCUGAUAGGCCAGGACCCGUUUCUCGCGUCCUACCAGCGUACCGAGAUUCUCAAAAGAGUCAAAAAGAUGUACGGACCCGCCUCCUCCUUCUCCCAGUCUGUGAUCGCUCAGCUGGGUGGGAUAGCAGUAGAGCUGUCACCAGAGGAGCUGAGUACUCUUCGACUGACAGAGCGACGGAGUAUUAGCGCUUUGGGAGCUCUCAACACCUGGAACAAAAGACAGCUGACUGCACUGUUUACCGCUGUGUUAAACUCUACCAAGCUGACACCAAGCAAGCUCGACUCCAGUAUGCUGGUGGCCCUGGGCCACAUUGUGUGUGGAGCUCAAAUCGCAGAGAUCAACACUUUCAACAAUGUGGAGUUCAGUAAGGCGGUUCUCUGGCUGGGGAAGCUCAACCUGUCCUGCUCAGAGGAGCAGAUGGGGGCUUUGGUUGGGCUGCUCACCAACAGUCUUGCUUUUGGACUCAUGAGUUCAUGGGGCACAGAUGUGUUUAUUGAGAUUGGAGCUCUGGCAGCUGGCCUUCCUGACAUUGUCAUGUCAUCUCUGGUGAAAGAGCAAAUCGAAGGAAUCUCACCCAUGGCUAUGUCCAUGAUACCACCUAAGAAGUUUUCUGUGGUAUUUCACCAGGACCAGAUCAACAUGUUCACCUAUGAGCAGGCUUAUGCAUUGACUCCACAGCAGCGCGCGGCUCUGACAGAUGUCCAGAAGAGAGCUGUAGACAUGGUGCUGACUUGCUGGAAAAGAAACAUAGAUUUGUCAGCAGGGCUGGCACAGAGCCACAGCCCUCUGUGCAUCAUACUGGGACUGCUGAUGGUGCUGGCCAUCCGGUUCUGACCCGACACAUGAACCCGCUCACUCUACUGGACCAGAAGCUCCAUCACAGCACUAAAAACACAUCUCAUUUACAACUCUGGACUUUGAAACAUGACAGUUAAUGAAAUCACAAUGUGUUUUCAGCAGCAAUCAAUCAGUUUGAAAGCUUUAUAGAUUAACUCAUGGCAGAAAAAAAAUAUAUACAGUAUUUAUUUUUUUAUAAGCGUAAUUGAAUCCAUGCUGCCCUAAUUUAUUAGUCUUUAUGGGCAACUUCUGCCUCAGACCUACAGAUUUAUAUAUAUACUUUUCAAAUAAUAUAUAUUCUAAGAGUGGUAAACCCAUUCUAAUCUUGCAGUGCGUUUUGCAUUGUUGUGGACACUUUACAUUAUGAAUAUUAAAGACUAAAUUCUUCC
Poecilia latipinna (sailfin molly) is the source of this 6377-nucleotide messenger RNA. It is a transcript of the gene strc1, whose product is annotated as stereocilin 1. The transcript is spliced from 28 exons. Gene Ontology annotation, cellular component: cell surface. The record is from RefSeq and is a predicted model, not a curated record. Gene Ontology annotation, biological process: cell-matrix adhesion. The coding region runs from base 1 to 5985 and encodes 1994 amino acids. NCBI's taxonomy places the organism in Eukaryota, Metazoa, Chordata, Actinopteri, Cyprinodontiformes, Poeciliidae.